Molecule: messenger RNA, 3842 nt
Organism: Sabethes cyaneus
Lineage: Eukaryota; Metazoa; Arthropoda; Insecta; Diptera; Culicidae
Product: metallo-beta-lactamase domain-containing protein 1
Exons: 3
Coding region: 1022-1690 (222 amino acids)
Source: RefSeq, a predicted model, not a curated record
AAAUCGCUGUCGGUAUGUGUCGAAAGAAAGCGCCGCAGGCACACGUACACAGUCGAAAAAGAAAAAUCGUUUCUUGACGUUUCCAUGGUUGGAAAAUCUUCGUGUGCUGAGAACGUGUCGAAUUUGAACGAGAGAGCUUUCGGUAGUGUGGAGAGUGGAAAAUCGCUGCGAAAUUUUGCGCAACUGUAGUGCGGAUUUGCCGAAUGGUUGCCUCUUGCGGCUAGAAAAGGAUAGACUUUAUCUGUUCAGAGGGGGUCACAAAUCUGUGGUGCUUGCGUAGAUUGCAUAAAAUUUCGUCGCCUAGCGUGAAUCACGAUUGUAUUGGUGUAUUCGGUUAAAAAUCCUUAUUUGCGGUUGGUUUUGCUUGCAAAAUCCUUUCCGACUCGAACGUAGUGCGCUUUCCCGAGAAACUUUCAUCUCAAUCCACGUUCAGUCAAGGUUGGUCGCUCGUCGCGAGCGUUGCUAAAGUAAAAGUGCGCGUAGCUUGUCCCCACCGAUGGAGUAGGUGGACUACGGUUGAGGAGUGGAAAAUUGUGUACUCUAGGGAAGUGCAAAGUGUGUAGAUUUUUUUUUCUGAAGAAUGUGAUGCUGUGAUAUGAGCAGUAGUGAUUGAAGAAAAUUUUCCUCACGGAAAGUAAACAGCUGGCACGGAAAGAAGUCUAGAAUGUUCAGUUUCUGUUGAACCGGAAGUCCCCGGGACAAGCUACGCGUACUAUUACUGGCCCAUCCUUGUCAAACGUUGGAUGCUGGAUGGCCAGUUAAAUGGACCGAUGAUUGGUGGGUCCAACCAUCGGAAAAUUUUGGCUUGUGUUUUGCCCAAGUCAUCGGAAGGAUAUUUUUCCAUCUUGGAAAACACCACCCUCUCGCUCUGCAUUGAGAAGGUGCGUCAUUUGCGUGUAUUUAGUGUGCGAAAGCACCAAUACCGCUGCGAACAAAGGCAACAACAUUAUUUGACCGUGUCGUCGGCGGGUGAUGUGAACUUGGGCUGGCCAAAAGCGUCCAGGACGGUACGGCAGAGACGAUGAACGAAAUCAGCGUGCUGAGCGAGGGCUACUCCUAUAUGGACAAGGAUGACGAUUCGGUGAUGGUUGCAAAUUGCACUUGCACCUUAAUCAAAAGCCACGAUUGCAACAUCAUAGUGGACACUAUGACCCCUUGGGAUGGCGAUCUACUUUUGCAAAGGCUGCAGGAAAGCAAUUUAAAUCCCGACGACAUCGAUUGGGUUGUGAGCACUCAUGGACAUUCCGACCAUCUGGGGAACAAUAAUCUGUUCUUAAAGGCCAAACACAUCGUAGGAACCAACAUAUCCCAGCGGAAUCAUUACUUCAUCCAUGACUUCAGCAUCGCUCCAUACCGUCUGUCGGACACCAUCGAAAUCGUCCAAACGCCCGGUCACACGUUGUCCUGCGUAUCGUUGCUGGUUCGCUCUAGCCAGCUGGCCCCAACCGGACUGGUGGCCAUCGUAGGCGAUCUGUUCGAGCGUCGGCAGGAUAUUGACGAUGAACGGCUCUGGCUGGACGCCGGCAGUGAGAAUCCCACGGCACAGCGACAGCAGCGCGCCAAAAUUGCGGCAAUGGCUGAUGUGAUUAUUCCCGGUCACGGUGCACCAUUUCCGGUCGACCAGCAGCUGCGAAAUUGCCUGAUGGCGCAGAUCCUGGAUAAGCCCGCCGUGUCGCUAGCCUUGGAUUAAGCGCUGGUAGUGCAGGGAAGGGAAUGAGUUGGUCAGCCGAUUGGAUGAGGCCGACGACCGGUCCGUUAAAAUUCAAUAAAAAAAUCACUACUAAUUGCUUACAAAUAGUUACAGUUUAGAUUAGUUAUCAGCUUGUGUUGGUUUAUGAAAGAUACAGUUAUCUAAAAAGAAAAUUACAGUUUUGACAUAACUCAUACGUUAUUAUUAUUAUUACAUAGUUCGAAUCACAAUGCAUAGUAUGGAAUGGUAAAGUCAAUCAGUAGUUUGUUUGGAAAGAGAUAAAAGAAACGAAAUGAAAGUAUUUGGGAAUGGUUCAAACUACCAAAGCAGAUUUGAUAUGGAAAGAGUAAACAAAAAAGUUAUUAGGUUUUGCUUAAAAUAUUUAAUUUACAUAGAAAUGGGUUUCAUUUAACAGUUCGUACUUAAUAAUAGCUAAAAAUAACUUUGCUGAAUUGCAAAUCCUAACAAAACCAUAUACUAUUAAAGAAAAAUAUUAAACGUGCACGAUAUUAAUAUGCAAUUUAUGAUCAUACAUGUAUGUUAGUGGAGUUAGAGUUUCAAGUUUCUUAACAAUUAUGUAUUUGUGACAUGCUAACAAACAAAAAAACACACACACGUAUUGUAUUACUGACAAGAAAACAAAAAAGUAGUAGUUUUAAAUGUUUAAUCUUUGUUCGGAAGAAACAAAUAGGUCUACAUUCGCAGUUGAACGGUACCAAUUUCCAAAAAGGUUGUGCUGAAAUUAGAACAAGAAAAAAAAACACUAAUAGAGAACAAAAGUUUUUUGGUACCGGAUGACUCUUUAGGAGUUCAGCUGGACCAUGCUUCAAAAAAAAUCAAGAAUGCCAAUGAAAACACACAUAAAAAACAAAUAUGCAUGCAAGUUAAUAAUUAUGAUUGUUUAUUCGUUUAGAAAGCAUAGAAAAUCAGAACAUAAAAUAUAUCGUUUCAACACGGCGUGUGCCCAGCGCAACAAUUGUCAUCUUUUUGCGCUGGGCACAGGAAAGUAUUUACAACAACUUUCACACUAUUUGGAUCUAAUUCGAUUUAAAACCAGAAAAUAAUAUUGGAAAUGAAGGCAACAUCUGGAAAAGAGAUUGAAAAGCUAAUGUCACUUAUAUAAACAAUACAAACAAAUACAUGUUAAUGAAACACGUGUUUUGCAACAUAAAAUAAAACAUAUUGAAACUUAAAUGAUCAUAAUCGAACAUUCGCAUCGCAUAAUUCAUUAAAACAAUAAAUAUUUCAUCGUUAUAGAACUCAUCAAACUUAGUAAUAAAAAUAAUCUCAUUCAAAAAUUUAUUAUAACGGUUGGCAGAAACCCGAUCGGUAAGAUCGGGGAUCUUUGCUUGGAAGAAUUCGAGUUAGUUAAGAGAUAUAGCUCAGGCCAAUAUCAAUAUGGCAGCAUGCAGCUGUAUCUUUUGCUAGCAAAUUAAUACUUUGUGUAAAUAUAACUAUAAGUAACUAAAUACAAAGCUACAAUUCUUUAGAUUAAGAUAUCCUAUAAGAAAGCAGCAGCAUGUUUAUUACAAAAAAUAAAGUUCGUAUUAAGAAAAAUAUGAACUAAAUAAAACAAGACAUGUCUUGUUGACGGAAUAAUAAUGUUAUUGAUUAAAUAUUUAACAAAAAUACACUUAAAAUAAUCAAGUUGAAAUAUUCAUAUGCUUUAACAUAGAAUAAGCAGCAGCAUGAUUACCAUUAUAAACUAUCUGUAUAAAGAAUAAACUAACCUAUCUAUUGCGCAUAAUGCAAUAUAAUUCAAUAUAACCUAAUGAAAAACUAUGUAUUAUAAUAAUCACUUGAUUGUAUCAAUGAAAUAAAAAAAUACACUGAAUACAAGCAAGAGAACUGCGAUGGCAAAAAAAAUAAUAAAAGUAACCAAAAGCAAAUGAGCGGAACUCCUAUAAAACCCUUCAAAAGGAAGGGUGAACGUGCACUAAUCCUCUUACUGGUCCUAGAGAAGAGGUGCAUAAUUACUAAACGAUUGAAGAAGAAAAAACCAACAAGGAAAAAGAAUAAAUAAAAAGCAAAACUGAUUUACUGGGAACUCGAAAACCAACUGAAACAAACAAAAGAACCACUGUAUGAAUAAACCAAAAAUGUGAGGCUAAAUAAAAUCCUAGCCCGCAGAAAAACGAAAAAAAAAACAACA